Plasmodium gonderi is the source of this 996-nucleotide messenger RNA. RefSeq lists its product as hypothetical. The transcript is spliced from 3 exons. Lineage: Eukaryota; Apicomplexa; Aconoidasida; Haemosporida; Plasmodiidae. The record is from RefSeq and is a predicted model, not a curated record. The coding region runs from base 1 to 996 and encodes 331 amino acids.
AUGAAAGGAAUAUUCUUCUAUAUCACAGUGUUGUAUAUCAUUCUCCGUAAGCGUGCAAUACAAGGAAUGAAAAGAAUUGAAAACAGUACCUACUUCAUCACUUUAAUGUAUGUAAAAAGUGUUUCAGCAUGUAGACGUAGGAAAAAUAAAAAUAAAGCUUAUUAUAACAAUACACUGAAUUAUAAUAUAUAUCCACCAGAAAAUUUGAAAAUUUCAAAUAUCAACUUUGAUAAUCACGUCAUUGAAAUAGAGAACCUUACACUAAGUAAUUACAACAUUGUUUCAGUUGAUUAUGGAUAUACUUUUAUGGGCCUUUGUAUACGUUGCAAGAACAAGUAUAUAUAUGAGAAAAUCACUGAAAGACAUAAAAAUUUAAUAUACACAAAAGACUUUGAUUUACCGAUUAAAGAAAAUGUUAUUCUGUUUUAUACACUUUAUUUUAAAGGUUACAUAAAUAAUUUCUUUUCCUUUUUUCAUUAUCUGUUUGAAUUCAUAUAUAACAGCAAUUUGAUUGUUAUCAUCGGAUGCAAUGGGCCACACAUGAACAGACUGUCAAGCGAUAUGGGCCGACACAUGUGCUAUUUUAUGAACGAGGUAAAUGGCAAAAGAGAAAAUCCCAUGGAAAAUGGAAGAAGAAAAAGAAUACCAUUUGAAGUUCAAAAUGAAUUAAUUACAUUUAAUAAUAAUAAUAUUUAUAAAAGAGAACAGAAUAAUUAUGUGGAAAAUUAUUUUAUUAUGUCGAAUAAAGUAAAUUCCAACACGGAAGAAAAAACGGAUAACACUUUGAAUUUUUCGUUAAAAAAUCUGGUUACUAAAAUAAAGGAUGAAAAUAACACACUAUUUUCAAAAUUUUACAAUAGAAAUUGUAGAAGACGAAAGGAUACCCUAUCUGCUACUUACCUUCUCGAUUACUUUUUGAAGUAUUACAACAUUAUUGGUAGUUCUUUUCUGUUACCCUCUAGGAACCUGAAUUAUGUAUAUCAUAUGAAGAAAUGA